AUGGCCGACCUAUCAUCGGAGAUUGCCCCCAAGUUUGCGCCCUUCAUCGGGAUGGCCGGCAUUGCAGCUGCCAUGGUUUUCGGAUGCAUCGGCGCUGCGUACGGAACCGCCAAGUCCGGCAUCGGCAUCGCCGGUGUUGGUACCUUCCGGCCCGACCUCAUCAUGAAGUGUCUGAUUCCUGUCGUCAUGUCGGGUAUCAUCGCCGUCUACUCUCUCGUCAUUUCUGUCCUAAUCGCCGAGGAUCUGGCGCCUCCCUCCACGCAAAGCUACAGCCUGUUCCAGGCAUUCUUACACCUCGGAUGUGGUAUCGCCGUCGGUAUGACCGGCCUCGCUGCCGGCUACUGCAUCGGCAUCGUGGGCGACACCGGCGUGCGCGCCUACAUGGAGCAGUCGAGGAUCUUCGUUGGCAUGGUCCUGAUUCUCAUUUUCGGCGAGGUCUUGGGUCUCUAUGGCCUUAUCGUCGCCCUCAUCCUCAACACCAAGAGCAAGGGCUAA
Molecule: messenger RNA, 495 nt
Organism: Ilyonectria robusta
Lineage: Eukaryota; Fungi; Ascomycota; Sordariomycetes; Hypocreales; Nectriaceae
Product: vacuolar ATP synthase 16 kDa proteolipid subunit 2
Exons: 6
Coding region: 1-495 (164 amino acids)
Biological process (GO): proton transmembrane transport
Cellular component (GO): proton-transporting V-type ATPase, V0 domain
Molecular function (GO): proton-transporting ATPase activity, rotational mechanism
Source: RefSeq, a predicted model, not a curated record